AUUUUAUUGUCAAAACUCAAAUGCUUGUUUACAAUUUUCAUUUAAUGAAAGAUAAAUAUUUAAUUUGGGAACAUUUAUUUAUGGAAAUGUCGAUUUAUCAGCAUAUUCAUGAGUAGACGUUAGUAUUGCAAAUAAAAAUACUCAGGGAAAGUUGUAGAUUAACGAGAUAAUUCGAUUCAUUUAAUCGAUAUGAGUUGACCUGCUUUGCUUGUCAAUAGUACUUGUGAAAUCGCGUUGGCGAAUACCUAAAAGUCACAUUAAUCGAUAGUUCUAUGCAUUCUAUGGAAAGGUAUAAACAAAAUGGGUCUCGAACAUGAAACAGUGAGACGCUUAAGAUUAUUCAGUUAUUACAAGUGAGCCAAGAAAAUAAAAGAAUGUCGAAGAACAUUCGCGAACGAUGCGCUUUUUACUACUUGAAGAUUUUCGGUCUGACCGGCAACAUUGAUUUCAAAAAUUCAAAAAAGAUUGGCUGCCUUCAUUAUUACUCUACGAAGCUGCCGCUAUUCAGCGCAGUUUAUAGCGUUGUUUUCGUGUCGAUUCUGAUAUCAUCACAAUGCAAUUCGGUUUACGAAAUGUCGCUCAUACACGGAUACAAGUUCAAAAUAGUGGUGGACGUUUUCAUACACUUACUCAUCAGUCUAGCUUAUGUGGAUUUUUUCACGACAUUUUACAGGAAGCACGAAGCCAUUCAAGAGGUCCUAAAGCAGAUGAACGCCGUCAGAAUUUUGACGGGCAGUAUCGAAAAGAACAGGGACAAAAAGUCGUCGAAUUCGAUGGACGCGAUCGUUGUUCUGUACUCGAUAACAUUCGUCCUGAUCUUGAGCAAGGUGGUUAUGCACGUGACAUUUUGCCUGUACCAGAGCAGUUGGGACUUUGACGAUUUCGGCGACCACAUGCUGGACCUGUUGAUGCACGGCAUGACUAUGCAUUACAUCACCACUAUUGGCGUUUGUCACGCUGCAUUCAAAGCCAUCAAUCGUAGCUUACUUUCUCUACUGAAGCGCUUCAAUUUGCUUUUCAGUCGAAAAAUCGUACUUUCGAAGGAAAAACCCAGCCUGAUCUACAACAUUAUGGACCAGCAGCAGCCGCGAGAUAUCUCGAUCUAUCGCAAUUACAAUAAUGCCCGCUUCAACGAGCAGGUGACGAAAUUGAAGACGUAUUACGCCGUCGUGGUCAAGCUGGCCCGAAAUCUCUCGAGUUUGUACCAGACGGUCUUGUUUCUCUGCGUGUUCCGCUACUUCAUAACCAUAAUCAGCAGCUCCUACACAUUGGCCGAGAUCGUCGUCUGCAAUAGCUGCCCGUUGACGCCGAUACUCGACAUAUGCAAGCACUUGUUCAACAUCAUUUUCCACCUAGUUUCGUUGGUCAUGCUGACGGGCUUGGCUACUGUCACCUUGAACGAGAGCAAUCGUACCGGCAAAAUCAUAAGCGAAAGUAUAAUAGUUAAUGAUUACGAUGAACCGACGGAACAACAACUGUGCCAUAUACUCGAUUAUCUGACCUGCAACGAUAUACACUUUUCUGUUCACGGAUAUUACGACAUAAACGACGAUUUAGUCGUUCCAGUGUUCCGUCACGGGGAGCGUACCUUCCAGCGCGACGAGGCCAAAUUCAUCAGCGACCGAAGUAGCAAUUUGCAAGAGCCAUGGGGAUUCGCUCAAUUAACAAACGAAGGGAAAAAAGACGAGUACAAGAUCGGCACGCUGUUGCGCGAGCGUUACAACAGCUUCCUCGGUGAUUAUCACCCGUCGCUGGUCUACGGCAUUUCCACGAAUUUCGAUCGCACGAAAAACUCGCUGCAGCUCGCUCUCUCCGGACUUUACCCGCCCUCGACGAAGCUCCGAUGGAACAGAGAGCUCGCUUGGAAUCCCAUACCCAUCAACUCGGUGCCGGAUAAGUUCGACUCGCUCUUCCGACUGGAUUCUUGUCCUGCGUACACGGAGGAGUAUAAUAGACUUAUGAACUCGACCGAAAUGCAGAGCCGUUUAUCGAAGGAUCGAGCGCUCUUCAGACUGCUAAACAGUUUCUAUCCCGAUGUAGAUUUUUCAUUGAAAGAGAUAUUUUUACUCAACAAUUAUCUCAACAUACAAAAAAGCCUGAAUGGACCAAUGCCGUUCUGGUAUUCGCAGAAAAUACAUGAUAAGAUCCAUGAAAUGGUGAUACUUUACCUCGAAUCACUGUCUGAGACGGACAAGUUGAAACGCAUGAACGGCGGGCCCCUGACGAAGCGCAUGUACGACAAUAUGCUUAUUGAUGCUAGCCAGAGGCCGACGCGCAAAAUUUACCUCUACAGCGCGCACGAGUUCAACGUUUACGCAGUUGCCAAGGCGCUCGGGCUAGAGCUUGGAGACAAGCCCGAAUACGGCUCCGCAUUGAUUAUUGAAAAGAUUCGAGAUGACUUCGAUGGCCAAGUUUAUGUUCGAAUGCUGUAUUACGUGGGAAGACAGGAAGAAAUAAAGAUAUUAAUGCAAGAAAAAAAAGGCAAAGAGGUAAAGAGGAAACCGUUGGAUUAUGUGAAAUUAAAAGACUGCGAUUACUUUUGCCCGAUUGAGAAGUUCUAUAGAAUAGUUGGAUCCUCGUUCCCAACGAAAGAAGAGAGCCUUUGCAUGUUCAAGAAUCUGUCACCAACCGACAUUGAGAAUAUCAUCUUUAAAAGCGAUAAAAUAAUACAAGAUUGAAGAAUGAAUUCAAGAUUCGGGCAAUCGAAAAUCUCCAAGAUUUUUUCAGAAAGUUGCCGAUUUGUUCUUGCUGAGCGAGAUGCGUAAUAUAAUGUACAGUAGAUAGCCAUAGGACAAUUAGAAAAGUAUUAUUUUUCACUUGAAUUUUUAUACUUACACCGUGUACAGUAAAUUUCGUCUCUCUUUUCAUCAAAAUGUCGUUUCGUGCCACGAGAGAUGACGAGUAGUUUAUGACUACAAUUGAUCCAACGGGGGCGAUACGCAAAAGAGUAUUAUUAAAUCAAAGAACAAUGUAUCUCGUGCAGUGGCCACGGGAUUAUUUCUAGUUGCAGACGCGCUGGUGCAUGCCUUUAUGAACAAAUCGAUAAUGACGAAUAUAUAGUAUGUAAAUAAGCAAUCAUAUACCCUCUCCAAUCAAAAUAAAUAUGUUUAUCAAAAAGUAUAGCGAGAAAUUCAAAACAUUUCAUGAAAAUAUGACACAAAUCCAAGCAUCAAUUAUCGACAAUUUUUUAUUAAUAAAAA
Molecule: messenger RNA, 3200 nt
Organism: Trichogramma pretiosum
Lineage: Eukaryota; Metazoa; Arthropoda; Insecta; Hymenoptera; Trichogrammatidae
Exons: 8
Coding region: 375-2678 (767 amino acids)
Biological process (GO): sensory perception of taste; dephosphorylation
Cellular component (GO): membrane
Molecular function (GO): phosphatase activity
Source: RefSeq, a predicted model, not a curated record